This is a messenger RNA of Symphalangus syndactylus (siamang), 2859 nucleotides long. RefSeq names its product histone acetyltransferase KAT2B-like. Gene Ontology annotation, cellular component: ATAC complex; nucleus. Gene Ontology annotation, biological process: positive regulation of transcription by RNA polymerase II; chromatin remodeling. Gene Ontology annotation, molecular function: protein binding; histone H3 acetyltransferase activity. The record is from RefSeq and is a predicted model, not a curated record. Lineage: Eukaryota; Metazoa; Chordata; Mammalia; Primates; Hylobatidae.
AAGUUAAUUCUCGGCCUCCUGCCGUGCUCUGGGGCCGCAUGUCCGAGGCUGGCGGGGCCGGGCCGGGCAGCUGCGGGGCAGAAGCCGGGGCAGGGGAGCCCGGGGCGCUGCCCCCGCAGCCUGCGGCGCUGCCGCUCGCGUCCCCGCAGGGCUCCCCCUGCGCCGCUGCUGCCGGGGGCUCGGGCGCCUGCGGUCCGGCGACGGCAGUGGCUACAGCGGGCACGGCCGAAGGACCGGGAGGCGGUGGCUCGGCCCGAAUCGCAGUGAAGAAAGCGCAACUACGCUCCGCUCCGCAGGCCAAGAAACUGGAGAAACUCGGAGUGUACUCCGCCUGCAAGGCCGAGGAGUCUUGUAAAUGUAAUGGCUGGAAAAACCCUAACCCCUCACCCACUCCCUCCAGAGCCGAUCUGCAGCAAAUAAUUGUCAGUCUAACAGAAUCCUGUCGGAGUUGUAGCCAUGCCCUAGCUGCUCAUGUUUCCCUCCUGGAGAAUGUGUCAGAGGAAGAAAUGAACAGACUCCUGGGAAUAGUAUUGGAUGUGGAAUAUCUCUUUACCUGUGUCCACAAGGAAGAAGAUGCAGAUACCAAACAAGUUUAUUUCUAUCUAUUUAAGCUCUUGAGAAAGUCUGUUUUACAAAGAGGAAAACCUGUGGCUGAAGGCUCUUUGGAAAAGAAACCCCCAUUUGAAAAACCUAGCAUUGAACAGGGUGUGAAUAACCUUGUACAGUACAAAUUUAGUCACCUGCCAGCAAAAGAAAGGCAAACAAUAGUUGAGUUGGCAAAAAUGUUCCUAAACCGCAUCAACUAUUGGCAUCUGGAGGCACCAUCUCAACGAAGACUGCGAUCUCCCAAUGAUGAUAUUUCUGGAUACAAGAACUACACAAGGUGGCUGUGUUACUGCAACAUGCCACAGUUCUGCGACAGUCUACCUCGGUACGAAACCACACAGGUGUUUGGGAGAACAUUGCUUCGCUCGGUCUUCACUGUUAUGAGGCGACAACUCCUGGAACAAGCAAGACAGGAAAAAGAUAAACUGCCUCUUGAAAAACGAACUCUAAUCCUCACUCACUUCCCAAAAUUUCUGCCCAUGCUAGAAGAAGAAGUUUAUAGUCAAAAUUCUCCCAUCUAGGAUCAGGAUUUUCUCUCAGCCUCUUCCAGAACCAGCCAGCUAGGCAUCCAAACAGUUAUCAAUCCACCUCCUGUGGCUGGGACAAUUUCAUACAAUUCAACCUCAUCUUCCCUUGAGCAGCCAAAUGCAGGGAGCAGCAGUCCUGCCUGCAAAGCCUCUUCUGGACUUGAGGCAAACCCAGGAGAAAAGAGGAAAAUGACUGAUUCUCAUGUUCUAGAGGAGGCCAAGAAACCCCGAGUUAUGGGGGAUAUGCCGAUGGAAUUAAUCAACGAGAUUAUGUCUACCAUCACGGACCCUGCAGCAAUGCUUGGACCAGAGACCAACUUUCUGUCAGCACACUCAGCCAGGGAUGAGGCGGCAAGGUUGGAGGAGCGCAAGAGUGUAACUGAAUUUCACAUGGUUGGCAAUUCCCUCAACCAGAAACCAAACAAGAAGAUCCUGAUGUGGCUGGUUGGCCUACAGAACGUUUUCUCCCACCAGGUGCCCCGAAUGCCGAAAGAAUACAUCACACGGCUCGUCUUUGACCCGAAACACAAAACCCUUGCUUUAAUUAAAGAUGGCCAUGUUAUUGAUGGUAUCUGUUUCCGUAUGUUCCCAUCUCAAGGAUUCACAGAGAUUGUCUUCUGUGCUGUAACCUCAAACGAGCAAGUCAAGGGCUAUGGAACACACCUGAUGAAUCAUUUGAAAGAAUAUCACAUAAAGCAUGACAUCCUGAACUUCCUCACAUAUGCAGAUGAAUAUGCAAUUGGAUACUUUAAGAAAUAGGGUUUCUCCAAAGAAAUUAAAAUACCUAAAACCAAAUAUGUUGGCUAUAUCAAGGAUUAUGAAGGAGCCACUUUAAUGGGAUGUGAGCUAAAUCCACGGAUCCCGUACACAGAAUUUUCUGUCAUCAUUAAAAAGCAGAAGGAGAUAAUUAAAAAGCUGAUUGAAAGAAAACAGGCACAGAUUCGAAAAGUUUACCCUGGACUUUCAUGUUUUAAAGAUGGAGUUCCACAGAUUCCUAUAGAAAUCAUUCCUGGAAUAGAGACAGGCUGGAAACCGAGCGGAAAAGAGAAAAGUAAAGAGCCCAGAGACCCUGACCAGCUUUACAGCAUGCUCAAGAGCCUCCUCCAGCAGGUGAAGAGCCAUCAAAGCGCUUGGCCCUUCAUGGAACCUGUGAAGAGAACAGAAGCUCCAGGAUAUUAUGAAGUUAUAAGGUUCCCCAUAGAUGUGAAAACCAUGAGUGAACGCCUCAAGAAUAGGUACUACGUGUCUAAGAAAUUAUUCAUGGCAGACUUACAGCGAGUCUUUACCAAUUGCAAAGAGUACAACCCCCCUGAGAGUGAAUACUACAAAUGUGCCAAUAUCCUGGAGAAAUUCUUCUUCAGUAAAAUCAAGGAAGCUGUAUUGACAAGCGAUUUUUUUCCCCUCUGCUUCUUAGAAACUCAUCAAGCAGUGUGCCUAAAGCAAGGUGGUUUAGUUUUUUUUACAAAGAAUUGGACAUGAUGUAUUGAAGAGACUUGUAAAUGUAAUAAUUAGCACUUUUGAAAAACAAAAAACCUCCUUUUAGCUUUACAGAUAUGUAUUUAAAUUGAAGUCAUAGGACAUUUUUAUUUUAUGGAAUAGAUUUUAAUCUAUUUACUACUAUUAAGGUAAAUUUUCUAUGGCAUGUCCAUUAGCUAUUUCAUGAUAGAUGAUUAGGGGUUUCCUCAAAACCUGUGUGUAAGGAAAUUGCACAUAGUAGCAAAAUUUG